AUGGAUGAAAGUUCACAGGCGAUCGUCGUUGACACUGGGUCAUAUUCUAUCAAAGCUGGCUUCACAAGCCUUCCGAGACCUAAUGUCGUAAUGAAAUGCACCCCUACUCCUCAAGCUUCGGUACUUUUUAAAGAAAGUAAGACUGUAACUGUGAAAAAUAAAGGGGAUUCCAAUACAUAUUCCACGAUACAGUACCCAAUAAUGGAAAGACAGGUCUAUUUUUCUCAUGAAAUCGAGCUGAUUUGGAGCCACUUGUUCUAUAAUGAGCUAAAAGUGGCGACCGAAACCCACCCUUUUAUAAUGACAGAAGCUAUUUCGACGCCAAAAGCAUACCGUGAGAAGAUGACCCAAGUUAUGUUUGAGCUUUACAAUGUCCCGGCCCUUUAUAUUUCGAACCCAUCAGUUCUUGCUUUAUAUGCCUCAGGGAAUGCUACUGGCUCUGUGGUUGAUUCUGGGUAUGAGAUGACUCAUGUUUCUUCUAUAUAUGAAGGAUACGUGAUCCCUCAGUCAGUUCAGGUCCUUAACUAUGGCGGAAGAGAGGUGACCAGCCACCUUGAAAGCCUUAUAUCAAAAAAAUCAAGCUCACUGAACCGAAGUAUAAUUCAAGAAAUCAAAGAAAAGCUAUGUUUUAUAUCUGCAAACCCUUAUAAUGAAUUUUAUAGUUACGAAGACGAAGUCUCUUAUGAGCUACCUGAUGGCUCAGCUUUUACCUUAGGCAGUGAAAGGCUAAACGCCCCAGAAAUUUUAUUUAGGCCUGAAAUAAUUAAUAUGAAAUGUGACGGAUUUAAUGAAGCUGUCUAUAAGUCAAUAAUGGCUUGUGAAGAAGAUGUCAGGAGAAUGAUGUUCAAUAAUAUAGUCCUUGCAGGAGGGAACACGAUGUUUGGAGGAAUUAAAGAUAGACUUAAUGCAGAUUUGGGUAGAAAAGUUAAUCAGUCAAUAGAGAUAACUGCUCAGCCUGAAAGGAUUUUUUCGCCUUGGCUUGGAGGCUGCGUGAUGAGCUCUUUGUCAAGUUUUCAACACCUUUGGAUGAUAAAAGAAGAAUACAAUGAAAUCGGCCCUGGGCUGGUUCACCAAAAAUGCUAUUAA
Messenger RNA from Blepharisma stoltei, 1086 nucleotides. The record is from the annotation of a GenBank genome assembly. Lineage: Eukaryota; Ciliophora; Heterotrichea; Heterotrichida; Blepharismidae.